Messenger RNA from Psylliodes chrysocephalus, 2102 nucleotides. NCBI's taxonomy places the organism in Eukaryota, Metazoa, Arthropoda, Insecta, Coleoptera, Chrysomelidae. The record is from the annotation of a GenBank genome assembly.
CUUACAGUAAUGUUUCAGUGGUUUUGUUUACAAUUAUCCAAAACUACAACUUUUUUACCUUUUUCUUUAGUGGCUCUUCCAAUUCUGGCUUAACAUCCUCUUUUUCCUCUGAACUGUCUUCUUCCUUAACUUUAACCACACCAUCAGGCGCUUCAAUCUCAAAACCUGAUGGUUCUGGUUUCUUUUUCUUGACAUCCGUUAACUUUUUAGCCUUUGAUAAUACUAGUGUCUUCUUUUUGGAUUUUUGUUUUAAAAUUUUUGAAAUUGCGUCUGCCCAACCAGUGUUUGCCAAGUCAUUGUCGUCCUCGUUCUCUUCGUCCCCAGAAUUAUUUGAGUUAUCUGCUUCACUAAUACCACUUGAUACUUCGUCUAAAUGUUAAAAACAUGUCAUUAAAGGGAAACUUGAGGAAACAAAUGGUAUAAAAGUUCCCAUGGCAACGCUGACAUAUCCUUCAGUCCAAACAUAACCUCCAAUUUAAUUAAAAUUCAAAUUUUUUUCGUAAAAAUAUGGAAAAUUAUAAAUUAUUAGGGAGGGCUGGAGAGGGAGCGCACGGAUUUGUUUUCAAGGCAAAAGAUUUACGGAAUGAAAACGAGGUGGCACUCAAAAAGAUCGCUAUAAAUCCCGAUUUAGAAAUCCCCAAUAACGUGAUGCGAGAAAUCUUAGCGCUAAGAGUUUUAAAAUAUGCCCAUAUUGUAAAGUUAACAGAGGUAUUAAGCGUGGGAAGUUAUGUGGUUUUAGCAAUGGAAUAUCUGCCUUGGUCACUGUAUGAAGUUAUUAAAGAUAAAAAUACAACAUUGAAUCUAGCACAAAUUAAAACUUACAGUAAAAUGAUAUUAAAAGGGUUACAUUACAUGCAUUACCACCACAUAAUGCACAGGGAUUUAAAGCCGUCUAACUUGCUUAUUGGCAGAAAAGGAAUUUUAAAAAUUGCCGAUUUCGGUUUGGCUCGAAUAUAUGACCACGAAAAGAAGAGGUUAUAUUCGCAUCAGGUUGCCACUAGAUGGUAUAGGUCUCCGGAAUUACUCUACGGUUCUAGAACGUACAAUAAAUCGGUAGAUAUGUGGUCUGUGGGUUGCAUAAUCGCAGAGAUGAUUGAAAGGAAACCGCUCUUUCCGGGUGAAACGGACAUAGAACAAUUGGCGAUAGUAUUGGGGACAUUGGGAACGCCUACGAGUGACAAUUGGCCAGGUCUGACUCAAUUACCGGACUAUAAUAAAAUUUCGUUUAGUCACAGUGAACCCAAAAAGUGGAGCGUCAUUAUACCGGACGCUGAUUACAUAACGUUAAAUUUGUUGAGCAAAAUAUUGAUUUACGAUCAAAACAAGAGGUGUACAGCCAAAGAGGCUUUGCAAGACAGAUUCUUUAGAGAAAAGCCUUUCCCCUGUCGUAUUUCACAGUUGCCCAAGUUAGACGAGCCCAACGAACCCACUUGGAAUUUCGACGAAUUUGAUGAAUUUUUGGGACACAUGAACGACGAACCCAAACCAGAAUUAUUGUGACUUUGAAUUAAGAAUACGAAGCGGUGCGAUUCUUUUGUGGUCAUUUACGUCUUCAAUGGGCAACUUUUUGUGGAUUUUAAAAUAAAAUUUUAUUGUCGAAUCCGAUUGUUGACUUUCAUUUGGCUUGUCACAUGAAUGAUACAAGUCUCAUUAAUAAUAGGACAUUGAACAAAUGGGAAAUAUCCUGACUUAAAUUAUGAUACCAAACAUGCUUAACGUAAAAUGUGAGAUAAAUUCCAAAUGCUUUAUGUUACAUUAUCAAUAAGACUGUUUUAUUUAUUUAUUUAUAAAAAAAUGUAACAAAUAGUCAGCGAGAUUAUGAUUUUGUUAUUAUAAAAGAGCCCAUCGGCUCAUUAUUACUUAUACAGGCCAUGUAAAAUGUAAUAUUUCUCUGAAAAACUGAUAUAGGGUUGUCCAUUGAAAGCGUGUGUAAAGAUUUAGGAGAAAAGUUCGAUUUGUAGGUACAAGAAAAAUAUGGGUGGUUAUAUUUUUCUUUAAAGUGAAAUAUUUAUUCUGCUAAGUGUAUUUUUUAUUUAUUUUUAUUAUCUUAAUAUUCUUUUGUUUUUAUUGUUAUGGUAAUUGAAUAAAAAUAUUCGAAACGG